Molecule: messenger RNA, 2199 nt
Organism: Terrapene triunguis (Three-toed box turtle)
Lineage: Eukaryota; Metazoa; Chordata; Testudines; Emydidae
Gene: UROS
Product: uroporphyrinogen III synthase
Biological process (GO): uroporphyrinogen III biosynthetic process
Molecular function (GO): uroporphyrinogen-III synthase activity
Source: RefSeq, a predicted model, not a curated record
AAAGAGGGAGGGCGGCCCUGGCAAGGGGGCCGUAAGACAGAAGGGCUCCGGGACCCGCGGGAGGGGAAGGCAGAGCGGGCCCCACGGCCCACGCGGGUGGGGCGGCUCUCGCUGGACCGGGAGCCCGCAGAGCGGGGCCUCCGGCCCUCUCGCCAGUCACCUCGCUGAUCUCUUCCUCCUCGGAGGCCGAGUCCCCCUGCUCCGAGUCCGAGUCCUGCUCCUCCCCGUCCGGCUCCCGGCGCUCGGGCGGCCCCGGCGCUCUCCGCUUGGCCCGGGUAGCCAUGCCGCUGCCCCGCCGCCGCGCGCAGGCGCCCCGGAGCCGGAAGGCCGCAGCGCGGAGGAGGAGCAGGCGGCGGACUGGGGCGGCGCACAGCGGGCCCUGGCGACGGGCGGCCCCCGCACGCAGCCAUUUUUGGUAAACAAUGAAGGUUCUGUUACUGAAGGAGCCCAAAGACAGAGACUCAGGACCAGAUCCAUAUAUUCAAGAAUUAGGAUUAUAUGGAUUUGAAGCAGCUUUAAUCCCUGUUUUGUCAUUUGAACUUGUGUCUCUUCAGACUUUCUUUGAAAAGCUCUCUCAUCCAGAUCAUUAUGAGGGUUUAAUUUUUACCAGCCCAAGAGCAGUAGAAGCUGCCAAGUUAUGUUUGGGAGAGAAUAGUAAAAAUGAAGCCUGGAGUAAUUCUCUUAAAGAAAAAUGGAAUACCAAAUCAGCAUAUGUUGUAGGAAAAGCUACAGCUUCUCUAGUGGAGGAAAUUGGCCUUGCUCCACAAGGAGAAAAGUGUGGAAAUGCUGAAAAACUAGCUGCAUACAUUUGCGCAAGGGAAACACCUAAUUCAUCACCUCUUCUUUUUCCUUGUGGAUCUCUCAAAAGAGAAGUUCUUCCAACAAUACUCAAAGAAAAAGGUGGUCAGCCUUUAGAGCUUUAUUUUAAUUUGUUAACUUAUUGUGGAAACCCCCACCCUUCUCUCCAAGAAUCCUUGAAGAAUUAUUUCUCACAACAGGGUAUUCCAGCAAGCAUCACAUUCUUCAGUCCGUCUGGUGUCAGAUUUUGUCUCCAGCACAUUCAGAAGUUUUCUGGUGAUCUUAUUAAUCAAAUUAAGUUUGCUGCUAUAGGUCCAACGACAGCAGAAGCAAUGGAAGCUGAAGGAAUCCCAGUGAGCUGCACCGCAGAGAACCCUUCUCCCCAAGACCUUGCUGCUGGUAUCAAAAAAGCCCUUCACCUGUAGAACUGCUGUUUACCUGAGUAGAAGCACCACACAUGUUGCUGUAAUAAUCCUCCAGAAAUUUAAGACAAUUCAUCAGUGUUUAACAGGGAUAUUAACAUUCAUUUGGAUUUUUUUUUAAAAAGCCAUGCUCUCUGCCUUAUCAUUCAAUCCGUCCUUGAUCAUCCAUCUUCUAACAGCACUGUGUGGUGGGAGUGGAAAAGCUAGAUUGACCAGUCAAGAUCAAAUAUAUGGCUAAUUUUGAUGACCCACUAAUAAUGGUCAUUAAGAGAAGACGGUGAUUUUCACCAUAUGUUAGCCAGCCGAAGUCCAAAACAUAAAAAGUCAGUAACUAAUACCAACCACCAUGUUAAAGAAAUCAGAUUAUUAAACCAGUAUUUGGGUAGUGUUAUAUCUGCUGUUUUUCAUAUUCCAGAUAUACUUUACAUUAUGACAUAAUACCUUUCAAAAAUAUGGUUCAGAGUGACUUGGAAUAAGUGAAAUUGUUUCAUUCAGUCAGUGGUCAGGUUUGUAUUGGACACUUUUGUAUUCUAUAUUGCCCCUUUCUUGAAUACUCAAGAACUGCUGCAUCUAAAACUUCAUGGGUCAAAUUCCACCCUCAUACGUGCACUCCCAUUGGAAAUAAUGAGAGCUGCACGUCAGUAUCUGAAAGCAGAAUUUGGCCACAUAUGUAGCAUGAAACAAGUUAGUUUUUUUCCCUUUAAUUUCAACCCAUGGCUGGAGUAUGGAUAAUUUGGUAUGGUAGUUCCUUAAAAGUCAGUUGGUUACAAAUUGUGAAAGGCUAGUGUUGGACUUAUUUGCACACGCGUGUGCGCGCGCACAGACACACACACAGAAAACCACAGUGGGUAGCUGAUAGCAUAUAAAACAGGGUUUUACUCUUUGGCUUCAAUGUCAUAUUGUUUGUGAGCACAUUUUGGGGUUUAAAACAGAUCGUGGUAAAUAAUUAUAAUUACAAUAAAAAAAAUCUGUUGUGAAA